Trifolium pratense (red clover) is the source of this 4828-nucleotide messenger RNA. Its product is annotated as G-type lectin S-receptor-like serine/threonine-protein kinase At5g24080. Bases 131 to 4687 code for a protein of 1518 amino acids. Gene Ontology annotation, biological process: protein phosphorylation; recognition of pollen. The transcript has 7 exons. Gene Ontology annotation, molecular function: zinc ion binding; protein kinase activity; ATP binding. NCBI's taxonomy places the organism in Eukaryota, Viridiplantae, Streptophyta, Magnoliopsida, Fabales, Fabaceae. The record is from RefSeq and is a predicted model, not a curated record.
CUUUGUGCCCAAAUCUUGUGACAACCUAAAACCUUCUCACCUCAAUCACACGUUCGUUCCUGUUAUUUCAACCUCCGGCGUCUCACAUCACUCUGCAAUUCCUGUCACUCUCUCUACAAAAGGUCAUGAGAUGACAAAUAUGGAUGGAGAUGUUACCAUGGUUGACUCAAAUGGUACACAUGACAAUGCUCUUGAUGUGGAGCCUCUCAGUAUUAGAAUACCGCUAGAACCCCCCUUAGAGCCCGUUGAAGGAAUGGAGUUUGCAUCAAUUGAAGAGGCAAAGAGUUACUACACAAGGUAUGCUAAGAACAAAGGUUUUAGUUUUCGCAUGGGACGCGUUACUAAAUCAAGAACAAAUGGUAUGAUAAUUGGUCAAGAAAUUCUUUGUUCAAAGGAGGGGUUUCGGGCCAAAAGAUAUAUGAAACAGGAUAAUAGUAGUCUUAUUAAACAUGAUGAAACAAGGGUGGGAUGCAAGGCACGGUUAUAUUUAAAGAAAAAUGAUGAUAGAUGGAUUGUUUCUAGAUUUAUAGGAGACCAUAAUCACGAAUUAUUUUCUCCUGGAAGUUCACAGUCUCUUCGCGUACAUAGAAAGAAAACUAAAGUGCAAAAAAAACUUGCUGAUGUGCUUGAUGAAUCUGGUUUAGGCCCUAGCAAAACAACAUCUAUCUUAUGUACUGAAAGUAUUGGUAUUGAUAAUUUUGGAUCUAGCCAGCAAGAUGUUAUCAAUUACUUAAGUGUAAAAAGACAAACACAGUUAGAAAACGAAGAUGCUCAAUUGAUGUUAUCAUACUUUAAGAAUUGUCAGUUGAAGAAUACUGGAUUUUUCUAUGCAUUUCAAAUGGAUGCCGAAGGAAAAUUAGCUAAUUGUUUUUGGGUUGAUUCAAGAUCUAGAAUUGCUUACAAAUAUUUUGGUGAUGUGGUUACUAUUGAUCCAACAUACUUGACAAGUAAAUACAACGUUCCUUUUGUUCCAUUUACGGGUGUUAAUCAUCAUCAACAAUCCAUUCUUUUUGGUUGUGCUCUCUUAUGGGACGAAACUGUAGAGAGUUUUGUUUGGUUGCUAAGUACCUGGUUAGAAGCAAUGAAUGGAGUUUGUCCUAAAACUAUUUUCACAGACCAAGGCGCUGCUAUCACCAAUGCAGUUGGAACGGUGUUUCCAAAGGUUAAUCACCGUUAUUGUAUGUGGCAUAUUGAGGAAAAAGUUCCAGAGUACUUGAAUCAUAUCUAUCAUGAACGUGAAUUUAAAAAUCAUUUUUACAAGUGCAUUCACCAAUCUAACACAAUUGAAGAAUUUGAUUCUGAAUGGGGAGCAAUGAUUGAUAAAUAUGGGUUGCAAGAUAAUCAGUGGCUACAGGAGAUAUACUCAAUUCGAUCAAAAUGGGUUCCUGCAUGUGUACAUCAUAUUUUUUGUGCCGGAAUGUCCACCACCCAAAGGAUUGAAAGUAUGAAUAAGUUUUUUAAGGAUUUUUUGAAUUCAAGUACUCCAUUGAGCAAGUUUGUGACACAAUAUGAGAAGGCUCUUGAUGCAUGUUACAACAAGGAAAGGGAGAAAAAUGUCAAGACAAUGAAGUUAAAACCACUUUUGCGAACUUUAUAUCCCAUAGAAGAAGAAGCUUCAAAAAUUUAUACAAGAAAAUUGUUUAGGAUAUUUCAAGAUGAGUUGGUUGGCUCUCAAAUGUUUACCACCGAGAAAGUUGAAUUUUCUGAUGAAGUGAUGACAUACAAAGUUCAUGAAAUUUACAAAGAGAAGCCUAACUAUUAUGUGACUUUUCAUGUAACUUCAAAAGAAUCAACUUGUACUUGUCACAAGUUUGAAUUUUUGGGUAUUCUUUGUAGGCAUAUCUUAACCGUAUUCCUAAAGAAGAAGGUACAUUAUCUCCCUUCACAGUAUGUUCUACAAAGAUGGACCCUGAAUGCUAAGAAACAAAAAGUUCAAGGAUUGUCAAUUGAAGAAUUUCAAGAAGGAGGAAACAAAGUUUCUAGCACUUUAUUGUUUAAUAGUGUUAUGGUCCACUCUCUUGAAUUUUCUGAAAGAGCUUCACGGUCAGAAAAACAUCAUAAUAUUGCAAUUCAAUGUUUGCAAAAUGCAAUUGAAAAACUUGAUCUAUUAGAGCUUGAAGAAUCAAAUGAGGAUUGCAUUUCAAGUGAGAUUGGAUUAGGGUCAAGAUUAUUGGCUAGUAAAGACCAAGUUUGGGUUUCUGAUAAUGGUACAUUUGCUAUGGGAUUCACUCCAUCAAAGACUGAUAAUCAUUUAUUCACUUUGGGUAUUUGGUUUGCUAGGCUUCCAGGAGAUAGAACUUUUGUUUGGUCACCUAAUAGAAACUCUCCUACAUCACAAGAAGCAGUUUUGGAGCUUGACACCACAGGAAACCUCAUUCUCAUGGACAAAAAAAUCACCAUAUGGACCUCAAACACAUCAAAUGCAAAUGUUGAAUCAGCAACCAUGUCAGAAUCAGGAAACUUCAUCCUUCACAACACAAACAAUCAUCCUAUAUGGCAGAGUUUUUCUCAACCUUCUGAUACACUCCUUCCAAAUCAGCCUCUAACAGUUUCUUCAGAAUUAACAUCACAAAAAUCUUCAUCUCAUGGUGGUUACUAUGCUCUCAAAAUGCUUCAACAACCAACUUCCUUAAGUCUUGCACUAACUUACAAUCUUCCAGAAACUUACCAAUCUUUGUAUGAAAAUGAAUCAUCAUACGCCAACUAUUCUUAUUGGCAAGGUCCUGAGAUUUCGAAUGUAACUGGUGAAGUUAUCGCGGUUUUAGAUCAAGCUGGAAGCUUUGGAAUUGUAUAUGGAGAUUCAUCUGAUGGCGCGGUUUAUGUUUAUAAGAAUGAUAAUGAUGAUGCAGGUUUAGCUUCCGCAAUUCAUCAAUCUACGCCGUUGACUGUUCUUAGGAGACUAACACUCGAAGAGAACGGAAAUCUGCGGUUGUACCGUUGGGAAGACGUAAAUGGAUCGAAACAAUGGGUGUCACAAUGGGCUGCAGUUUCAAAUCCAUGUGAUAUUGGUGGAAUUUGUGGCAAUGGUAUUUGUAAAUUGGAUAGAACUAAGACAAAUGCAUCUUGCACUUGUUUGCCAGGAACUUCUAAAGUUGGUAGAGAUGGACAAUGUUAUGAGAAUUCAUCACUUGUUGGAAAAUGUAAUAAUGGAAAAAACGAAAACAUGACAUCGUCGCAGUUUAGGAUUUCAAUGGUUCAACAAACUAAUUAUUAUUUUUCUGAAUCUUCAAUAAUAGCUAAUUAUAGUGAGAAUGAUGUUUCUUCUGUAUCAAAAUGUGGUGAUGCAUGUUUAUCAGAUUGUGAUUGUGUUGCUUCUGUUUAUGGACUAAAUGAAGAGAGACCAUUUUGUUGGGUUUUGAAGAGUUUAAGUUUUGGCGGUUUUGAAGAUACGAGUUCUACUUUGUUUGUGAAAGUUAGAGCAAAUAGUUCAUGGACACCAGAAGGACAAGAAGGAAAGUCUAAUAGUUCAUCUGAUGGAAUGGGGAGUGCUAAGGAGAAAGCUGUGAUUAUUCCAAUUGUUUUAGGAAUGAUAGUUCUCAUUUUUUUGCUAUGCAUGUUACUAUAUUACAGUGUUCAUAGAAAAAGAACUUUGAAAAGAGAAAUGGAAAGUUCAUUGGCCUUAUCAGGUGCUCCAAUGAAUUUUACUUACCGCGCAUUGCAAAUCAGGACGAGCAACUUUUCACAACUUCUAGGAACUGGUGGAUUUGGAAGUGUGUAUAAAGGAAGCCUAGGAGAUGGUACCCUAGUGGCAGUGAAAAAACUUGAUAAGAUUUUGCCUCAUGGAGAAAAAGAAUUUAUCACUGAAGUAAACACAAUUGGAUCAAUGCAUCAUAUGAAUUUGGUUCGUUUAUGCGGCUUUUGUUCUGAGGGACCACACAGGCUUUUGGUUUAUGAGUACAUGAAGAAUGGUUCAUUGGAUAAAUGGAUCUUCCCUUCGUAUCGAGGGCUAGAUAGAAUACUAGAUUGGCAAACUCGCUUGGAUAUCGCCAUAAAUACUGCACAAGGGAUUGCAUACUUUCAUGAGCAAUGCAGAAAUAGGAUCAUACAUUGUGACAUCAAACCAGAAAAUAUUUUGUUAGAUGAAAACUUUUGUCCUAAGGUAUCUGAUUUUGGACUUGCUAAAUUGAUGGCAAGGGAACACUCUCAUGUGGUAACAAUGGUAAGAGGCACUAGAGGUUAUUUGGCACCUGAAUGGAUUAGUAAUCGACCUAUAACUGUAAAAGCCGAUGUUUACAGCUAUGGUAUGCUUCUUUUAGAAAUCAUUGGUGGCAGGAGAAAUCUUGACUUAUCCUUUGAUGCAGAAGAUUUCUUCUAUCCUGGUUGGGCUUAUAAGGAGAUGACAAACAAUGGAUCAAUAAUCAAAGUUGCAGAUAGAAGAUUAAAUGGUGCAGUUGAUGAAGAGGAGCUAAUUAGAGCUUUGAAAAUUGCCUUUUGGUGCAUACAAGAUGAUGUUUCAAUGAGACCACCAAUGGGAGAAGUGGUGAGAAUGCUUGAAGAUGAAGGUUCAAAUAGCACAAAUAUAAACAUGCCACCAAUGCCACAAACAGUACUAGAGGUAAUUGAAGAAGGGUUGGACCAUGUCUACAAAGCUAUGAAAAGAGAGUAUAAUCACUAUAGCUCAUUCACCAUUACAAGUCAUCUUACAUCUCAUGCCACAUGUAGCAACUCCACAAUGUCACCAAGAUAGUGUUUAAAUUGUAGCAUAGGAUUUUUUGAGGUUGUAAUUGCUUGCUUUCUUCAAAAGCUAAGAAUCGGUCUUUUGUGCCAUAAAAAUAUCAUAAAAAUCAUAGCAUUAAGGAAAAAAAAAAUCAUGGAAGAUUAAGAUAAA